ACACCCAGACAAUACAGCCUAGCACGCAACAAGAGCAACAGAGUCCAUCUUUACUGUGCAUUUCUGGACUACAGCAAUGGAACUGGUGUGUGGUCUAACGAAGGUUGUGUGCGUGAGAGUGGAGACCUCAACUACUCAGUGUGUCUCUGUAACCACCUCACUAACUUCGCCAUCCUGAUGCAAGUGGUACCUCUGAAGCUAACAAGAGAACACCAGGUGGCCCUCUCCUCCAUCACUUACAUUGGCUGUGCUCUGUCCAUCUUCUGCCUGACGAUCACACUGGUCACGUUUGCUAUAUUGUCGUCUGUCAGCACCAUCCGCAACCAGCGCUAUCACAUCCAUGCCAACCUGUCCUUUGCUGUCUUGGUGGCUCAGAUCCUGCUUCUCACCAGCUUUCAGUUCAGCCCUGGAACAGUGCCUUGCAAGAUCUUGGCCAUUCUCCUUCAUUUUUUCUUCCUAAGUGCUUUUGCAUGGAUGCUGGUGGAAGGAUUUCAUCUUUACAGCAUGGUGAUCAAAGUAUUUGGGUCAGAAGAAAGCAAGCACUUAUAUUAUUAUGGAAUUGGAUGGGGUUGCCCACUGGUGAUUUGUGUCAUUUCUGCAGCAUCGUCCCUGGACAGCUACGGAGAAAGUGGCAACUGUUGGCUCUCACUGGAGAAUGGAGCAAUCUGGGCUUUUGUGGCACCAGCAAUGUUUGUCAUUCUGGUCAAUAUUGGUAUCCUCAUUGCUGUCACAAGAGUUAUCUCCAGAAUCAGUGCAGACAACUAUAAGGUCCAUGGAGAUGCUAAUGCCUUCAAACUAACAGCCAAAGCUGUUGCUGUUCUCUUACCAAUCUUGGGAAGCUCCUGGAUCUUUGGGAUUUUGGCUGUCAAUGCCCACGCAUUAGUAUUUCAGUAUAUAUUUGCUGUUUUCAAUUCACUACAAGGAUUUUUCAUGUUCCUGUUUCACUGUCUUCUGAACUCAGAGGUUAGAGCUGCCUUUAAGCACAAAACCAAGGUCUGGUCCCUUACCAGUAGUUCAACUCGCAACAUCAAUGUGAAACCCUUCAAUUCAGACAUUAUGACUGGGAACAGGCCAGGCACAACCCCCACAAAGCUGAACACCUGGGAUAAAAGCACCAAUUCAGCCAACCGCAUUGAUUUAUCAGCAGUCUGACAGGAACACCAGCUCCUCAGAGAAAAUCAAGCCAUACAUUCAGGACCUCUGACACAGUGUCUAUCAGCUUUUUCUCACUGUUACUAAGAGGAGAAAACUGGGUUUUUUAAAAAAAAAAAAAAAAAUCACUGCCUAAUAAGUUGGGAAUUGCCAUAUUGUUUUGUUGAGUAAAGAGCCCUGAUCAGCUUUGCCUUCAAAACUGUAACACACUCUAACACUUGGCUAUUAGCAAUACCUGUAAAAAUAACUAGCACAAAUAUACACUGGAUGGUUUUGUCAGCAAUGAUGAAAACACUAGGUACACAAAAAGGGCUUAUUGCUCUCUGAAUCAUUCCAGCUCCCACAAGUGAGGAAAGGCAACAUACCUCUGGAAAGAUGGAUUUUUUUAUGCUCAAAAAUGAAAUGCUUCCCAUUGUGAUGUUGUAAUGGGGCUAUUUUGGUCUUGCUGUGUUCUCUCUGUUUACAUUUAUUACCUUACAGAAUCCAAUUAUCCAAGUGGAGUUUAUUCAAAA
Messenger RNA from Acanthisitta chloris (rifleman), 1664 nucleotides. Its product is annotated as probable G-protein coupled receptor 133. The transcript is spliced from 12 exons. The record is from RefSeq and is a predicted model, not a curated record. NCBI's taxonomy places the organism in Eukaryota, Metazoa, Chordata, Aves, Passeriformes, Acanthisittidae. Gene Ontology annotation, molecular function: G protein-coupled receptor activity. The annotation marks the transcript as partial. Gene Ontology annotation, cellular component: membrane. Gene Ontology annotation, biological process: adenylate cyclase-activating G protein-coupled receptor signaling pathway; cell surface receptor signaling pathway.